GCAUGGUGGGUGUGGAUAGACAAGAUUCCUGUGGACUCCACCCAGUUGCCCAGCUCUGUUCCGGGAAAUGUUCUGGUCCAACACAGAACCGAAUACGGCCCGCGACCCACAUUAAACCCGUUCUCUUUCACACGACACGAAGGAAAAUUACAUCAAGUUUCGAAAUCCGCAGGAAGGCGUCGAUCCGAUCCGAGGGACCUAACACUUGACUCUCUCAUCCUCCCAGACAACAUGUCCAGAUCAGACUACCCUCCAGGGUACGAUGAUUGCCAUGGCCCACUGUACACACCCCAGGGCGGCAAUUACCCUGCCCCACCUGCGUAUGGCUUCCCCGCCUAUGGUGGACCUCAGCCAGGGCAGCCUGCCCCUCCCUACCCGACAGGUCCAAACACUUCUCUCUACCCCGGCCAACCAGGGAGCUACCCUCCAGGCCCGUACCCAGGACAGCCGAACCCCGCUGGACCUCCAGGAGCAGGCUACCCUAGUCAGCCUCCUAUGCCCCCCAUCAUCCCGCCUACCAUCCCGUCGGAUGUUAUGAGCUCUGAUGAUGAGUUUGCUGCCAGAGGAAGCGACUGGGACAGUCUGAGCAUUCGGCAUGCUUUCAUCAGAAAGGUCUAUUUGAUUUUGGCAUCCCAGCUCCUGGUCACCACUGCCAUCGUGGCCGUGUUCACCUUUGUCCAACCUGUUAGAUAUUUUGUGCAGAGGAACCAAGCGGUCUACUGGGCGUCAUAUGCGGUGUACUUCAUUACCCACCUUGUGCUGGUGUGCUGCAAGGGCCCACGGAGGAAGUUUCCAUGGAACUUAAUAUUGCUGCUUGUCUUUACCCUGGCACUGUCUUACAUGACUGGCUCCAUAUCCAGUUACUAUGAUACAAAGGCAGUGUUUCUUGCUUUGGCCAUCACUGCUGUCGUUUGCAUCGCUGUCACAGUCUUCUGCUUCCAAACCAAGGUGGACUUCACCAAGUGCCAGGGCUUCUUUUGUGUCCUCGGGAUUGUCGUCUUUGUGACGGGCAUCAUUACAGUCAUCGUGCUGUCUUUCAAAUACAUCUACUGGCUUCACAUGCUUUACGCUGCUAUAGGAGCCAUAGCUUUCACUCUGUUCUUGGCGUACCACACACAGCUCCUGAUCGGAAACAGGAAGUAUUCCAUCAGUCCCGAGGAAUAUGUGUUCGCCGCGCUCUCCAUCUACGUCGACAUCGUCCAGAUCUUCCUUUUCCUGCUGCAGAUUAUUGGUUCCAGCAAAUAAAUCUCAAGCGGCAUCGUCAACAUACAGAACCAUUCCAUGCUGUAAAAUCCUAUGCUUGCGUUCAGUCAUAACUAGAAUGUAUAUGAAAUAAUUAUCCACAUCAUGAGCAUUACCUGAGGGCUGAAUUUAAGAUUGUGUUAUUGCAGAAGACAAUUCUAUGCACUUUCUUCUAUAUUUGUACAAUUAUAAACCAACAAUCAUCCUGCCACUCUUGCUGGCCUGAAGUAAAGUAAAGUAUUUGUAUCUGCAUGUAGACUGUAGUGCUUAACUUGGAAGUGCCUUCAUGAGAUGUUUUGCUAGGCUGUUACUUUUACAUACAUGCUUCUGUAAGGAUUGGUUAAGAAGCGGUUUAGGGCUACAUGCAUUAUUUUCUAAUGUAGAAUAUGUUGCAUAGCUGUAUUUUGGCCACAAUCAGGCACUUCUUGGCAUAAUACAGUCUCGAUAAAGUGUGUCAAGGGUGUGAGCUCCCCCACAUGUGCGCAGUCAGUGCAUACAGUUGGUCCUUAUUUCUUUGACCUUGACUUAAAAUAACUAGUGCACACAGUUGCUGGUGUACGUGGGGGUGAUGGUUUGUAAAUAAGUUCAGUUUGACUUUUCAUAUAUAAUAAAUAUUUUUAUUUGUGAGCUUUA
Molecule: messenger RNA, 1875 nt
Organism: Dunckerocampus dactyliophorus (ringed pipefish)
Lineage: Eukaryota; Metazoa; Chordata; Actinopteri; Syngnathiformes; Syngnathidae
Gene: tmbim1a
Product: transmembrane BAX inhibitor motif containing 1a
Exons: 12
Coding region: 232-1245 (337 amino acids)
Biological process (GO): negative regulation of apoptotic signaling pathway
Cellular component (GO): membrane; endoplasmic reticulum; Golgi apparatus
Source: RefSeq, a predicted model, not a curated record